AGCGAAAAAAAAAAAAAAAAAAGAUGAGCUCACCUGCCCGUGUGUUAUGGGCGACGUGGUUGAGCACACUUGAAGAGAAGCGCGGAAAAAUACCUCCUCGGGGUGAGGAGUCCACUUGAGCAUACGAACGGGGGAUGUGCACAUGUGACCGCCCCGUAUGCGCGCCGAGGGAGGAGCGCGUAGUACGCGGCCUCUACAACGUUGCGGGUUAGAAAGGCGCCACAUGGUGUCAGGGGCAGAGCACUGCUGACACUCCGGGGUUUGAAGAAAAAAAAAUAAAGUAAAAAAAAAAAAAAGAAACACACCAAGUUGCACCAAACUGCGUCACCCUAAAUUGCAUCAAAUUGAAGUGGCAAAGAAGCCAAACGGCAAAGAAGUCGAACGGCGAAAAACAAUGCAUCACAUCAGUUGACGAAUCGAGUGAACCAUCGAAAAGGAACAAAUCGUGAGCAGCAUAAGUGUACACCCACAGCCCAAACGAGCGAACGCGCAGCUUCAUCGCCCAUUAAAGAGAAGGGCUCCCCUACCAACAGCGCCAGCGAAAGCUCGGCAAAUGAACGACGCACAAAAUGAAGUACUCAGCUUUUAAGAGCUCCAUGAGGUUCGCCGCCAAAUUUUGCGGCAACAACAACUACAAGCUCUACGUGAACAGCGUGCCCCAGUUUUCGACCUUCACCUACGGGAAGCACCUAAAAACCAACCCGCUGACGAACAGACUGGACGACUUGCUCAAGCGGAACUCCACGCUGAUCAGCACCAUCAGCAUUAACGGACUGGACGACCUCAUCACGCAGUCGUCGAAAAUCGAAUCCAUUUCAAUUGCAGACUGGCUGCUCAACCUAGUGGAAGAAUAUCAAUUAAUUCUAUCACGUGUAAAUAUGACCACAAUAAGCAGUUGGUUUUCCAUUAGGAGCAUUAAUGAGUUGCCAACAUGACGUUUUUACAUGAGCAGAGAGAAUGCAGUGAAAAGUGUCCUCACAAGAUUGUUCGCGCAAAAUUGAAAAGGGAGAACAAGCUGCCAGAGUGUCACGUCCGUGUGAAUGUUUCAGCCUCGCGUUAGCUUCGUACCAGCUAUGUACCAGUUUCGUGCCAGCUAUGUACCAGAUUCAUGCCAACUGUACACCACUCCACCCCAGCCUUACAUGCAAUUUUAACUUUGAGUGGCUAACCUCAUUGCAGUUUUGUUUCCCCCCUUUUUGUGCCAUGUCCUGGUGGGAGUAGCGCUGAGAGGGGUAGAGCGCCCACCAAAGCACGCGCGCAUAUAUAAAGUAUAUAUGUGUACAUGUA
Plasmodium vivax (malaria parasite P. vivax) is the source of this 1287-nucleotide messenger RNA. RefSeq lists its product as hypothetical. NCBI's taxonomy places the organism in Eukaryota, Apicomplexa, Aconoidasida, Haemosporida, Plasmodiidae. The record is from RefSeq and is a predicted model, not a curated record. Bases 570 to 935 code for a protein of 121 amino acids. The transcript is spliced from 6 exons.